CAUGGUUUAAAAGAAGGAAAAAACAAACCCUCACUGAUCACCAGGAAACUAGAGGAAGAGCAAAGCCAGCUCACAACAUAUAAUAUGGUGAUUGCAGAGCUGAGAUGAGGCACCCUGCCUUCUAUUAAAAGUGCUGUGCUCGGAGCAUUUCACUUUCACCGAUAAUUUGCUGGAGGGCGAUGACUAAAACAGACGCACUCCCUCUCUCCAACUCACACUCGCAGGCGUGCACGUGGACGCAAACAGAUUCAAAGUGAGCUGAAGGCUACACUCGCACGUCUCCCAGUGCUCUGGAUGGGAAGCCGGGACGUAAAGAGAGCUGGGCUACAUUGUAAUACACACACACAUGCACACUCACUCACAUUCGCUCUGCCUGUCUGACACAGACUCUCUACUUAGAGCGCUGGAGAGAGGACUGAAGCUCACACUAUCAGCACUGCUUCUCAAUGGGGGGAUGCAGCCAAGAGCAGACAGAGCAGUCAUUCCACUGGAGCCUUCCGCUGCACGCGUGAGAAGGAGACGACAAGUGAGGAGGGUAAAUUAGCUCCCUGUCAACAGAACAUAGGAGUUUUACUGACGGAGAAGAGACACUGAAGGAAGGAGAGCACAUCUUCACGAAUGUGGCUGAGACAGCAGUGACAUGAUCAGCCUUCCAUCCCUCAAAUCCUGGCCAGUUUGUAACAAAGACCCCUGGGUGUUUUGCUUUUGGUGACUGUUUGUGUUGCCAAAGGAUUUCAAAAAGAACCCGAGCAGCAGGGGUCCAAAAGGAUAUAUAGAAAGGAAAGAACAGCCUUUUUAGCUCCCUUUUGUGCAGUGUUUGGCUUAUCUGUUAGUGGAAUUUCAGGCUGAAAACCCUGGCUCCCAAGUAUGGAUGGAUUUAAGACUGAGGAGUGAGUCUGCUGGGCAGGCAGUGAUUCUGACUGAACUCCUUUGCUUCUGAACGCAGCGCUCAGACUCGGCCUUACCAUGUCCUGGUUGUUGGCCAUGUGGAUUAGCCUCGGCUUCCUGCUGCUGUGCCAGGCAACUCUCUACCAGACCAUCCAACAGCACCAUGUGGCCCGGCCUGGUCGCACUGACAUUCUCACCCUGGAAAUCAAAACUCAUCAGACCUGGCAACAUUUUUCCAGUCUUCUGUCCAAUUUUGAGGGUGGUACGUGCGAGGUGAUUGCUGCCCACCGAUGCUGUAACAAGAAUCGUAUCGAGGAGCGCUCUCAGACAGUCAAGUGCUCCUGUUUACCGGGGAAAGUGGCCGGGACGACACGCAACAAACCCUCCUGUGUGGAUGCGUCCAUUGUAAUUGGGAAAUGGUGGUGUGAGAUGGAACCGUGUCUGGAGGGAGAAGAGUGUAAGACUCUGCCUGACAACUCUGGAUGGAUGUGCUCCUCUGGGAACAAAAUCAAGACCACAAGGAACACCCAGCCAUACUCCCCUUUUUAGCUUCCGGAAGCAAAAUGCAGAGGAUGCGUCAACAGAAAUUGAGCUGCAUUCUUGCUUCUGUAAAGAUUCAUCCCAGGACCUAACAGAGAGCUCCCAUUGCAGGGCUCAGCGCCAGGCUCCUUCCCCUCAUGUACCCUUUCUCUUCUCAUCGAAUGGACUAAAACUAUUACAUCCACGACUACUGACUGGAUUACCUGGGACCAUAGAAAGGAUAUCCACCCAGAUAAAACGGCUUUGCUCGCGUGGUGCCAAGGAUUUGAAACCAGACUAAUCCCGUGUUUGAUCAAUGAGCUCCAUGUUGGUGACUCUCCUCUUCCACACAGCUGUGGCCAGUUUCUGACCUACUCUUCCCUCACUCUGUUUCCCUCUACAGAACUGAAGCAGCUUAGCAGGGGCUAUUUAGAGGUUGUUAAAACAUAAUUUGAAGACGUUCUCCCCGCCCGUCUGAGGGUGAACUGGUUGGCAAACUUUCAUAGACCUGAACAUGCAAUCUGUGGAACUGAGGGCACAUUGGGGGAAAUUACGUCGCUUUAUUUUUAUUUCUGUGUGGAAAGCAUUUGUAUUUGACUCACUACCUGAGACUGAUGGCUUUGUUGUGGCUGCACCGAGGAAACCGUCAGCUGUUACCGCUAGAAGCCCAUAGUCGAUUAAUGAAGACUCUCAGAGAGGCUUUAGGGUCAACCCCAUGGCCUCACCCUCAUCCUCCACGACGAACAUUCUGACUUUUAUUGGUGGGCAUGCCCAGUGUAAAUUCAUGAGCACUUCUUUUCUUUGUAUGUAAGAUAAUUUGUGUAUAUAUACACAUAUAUAAAUACAUUACAUGUUAAGAUGACAGAUCCAAGAAGCUGAAAAAUAUAUUUACAGAAUUCAAGCCCCGUGUUGGAAUCCUGAAUAACCCUUAAACAUGAGCCAGAGGCUGUCGUCACAGUGCGGUGUGUCUAGGACUGUUUCGCAUUGGAAGAAAAAGCCACAACGGAAUCAUAAAAAUAAGUUCUGCUCACUUUUGUCAUUCAGCAAUGUUGUUUGGUUACUCCAGAAAGCGCUUGUUGUUUCAGUAAAGCUGAGGAAAACACUGUAUAGAACUGCCUCACUAAAGAAAGCAGCAACACCCACCCAUGACCUUUCCCCUCAGACACAUCAGAGAAACUCUGACCAUAAUAGGACAAUUAAGUUUCUGCAGCGGAGAGCGGUCACGGGUGAGAGUGUCUGUAAUGUAGAUGUUCCUCUUACACACACCAGAGAGAUGAUUUAUUCAAAGUGACAGUGAGAAAGUAUUAGUCACAAAGGAGAAACAUAGUUAUCCCCCAGUAGCUAUAAGUACAUUACAGGACAGCCUUAUGAGAAAUAAAAAUGGUUUUCUAUACUGAUA
This is a messenger RNA of Oreochromis niloticus (Nile tilapia), 2806 nucleotides long. It is a transcript of the gene tafa1b, whose product is annotated as TAFA chemokine like family member 1b. The coding region runs from base 967 to 1437 and encodes 156 amino acids. The transcript has 8 exons. Gene Ontology annotation, biological process: neuroblast differentiation; regulation of neuroblast proliferation. Gene Ontology annotation, molecular function: receptor ligand activity. The record is from RefSeq and is a predicted model, not a curated record. NCBI's taxonomy places the organism in Eukaryota, Metazoa, Chordata, Actinopteri, Cichliformes, Cichlidae.